Molecule: messenger RNA, 612 nt
Organism: Malus domestica (apple)
Lineage: Eukaryota; Viridiplantae; Streptophyta; Magnoliopsida; Rosales; Rosaceae
Source: RefSeq, a predicted model, not a curated record
AUGACCAUCUCAAACCCCAAAGGCCUCUACGAGGUCUCGCAGGGUUCGGGUCACCCCGUGCUGGUUUGCCCGGGGCUCCAUAAGGGUCAAGUUCGGGUCGACCAUUACGGGUCAAAGCGGACCAAGUUUAUUGUCGCCCACGAUUCUAUGUUUUCUUGCUUGGGGCUCACUCAGGACAGUCGGCUGCUCGUUACGGCCAUCAGUAAAGGGACUUUGAUUCGGAUUUUCAAUGCUUUGGAUGGUUCAUUACUACAAGAGACGCUGUUACUCGGAAUAUCAUAUGCCUGCCGCAUUGGUGGCAAGGAAAGUUACUCGGAAUAUCCUAUGUCUGCUGCAUUGGUGGCAAGAAAAUUUGUUCCCAAAUCCGCAGGUUUAUCUUUCUCCGGUGUGCUGCCAAAGUAUUUCAGCUCAGAGUGGUCAGCAGCUAAAUAUCACUUGCCGGAAGGUCUGCGGUACACUGUUGCCCUUGGCCACCAGAAGAACACGGUGGUGAUUCUUGUCAUGGACGGAAGCUUCUACCGAUGCCAGUUUGACCCUGUAAACGGAGGAGGGAUGACUCAGAUUGAAUACCAUAACUUUCUUAAGCCCGAAGAAACCUCUGAAGUAGUGUAA